UCCGCGGCAGGGAGGAGUGGCGGCAGUACCAGUCGGAGCGCGACGCCACGAUCCUGCGGCUGGUCCACGCGCUGCACGACCACAUAACCUCCAACAAGACGCGCCUGGGCGAGGCCGCGCGGCAGAGCAUGCACAACAUCAGCGAGUCGCUCAAGUCCCUGCUGCAGCAGUCGGCGCACCCCGAGCACAUGCCUGACCGCGUCGCGCCCCGCGUCCCCGUCAGCCUGACGCGAGCCGCGACCAGGCCGGCCGACCUGCUCGCAUCCCACCCCUCCCUUUCCCGCGCUGGUGACGAUCGCCACAAGGGCACCGUGUCCCAUCUGCGCCAGGCAUCGCUCGCGGACGGCGCCCAUCGAGAUGACCACCGCCUGGGCAGCCAGCUGGCCCGACAGCUCACACAGCAGUCGAUUGAUCCUCAGUUUGUGGCGGAGGAGGAUGGCACUUUUGCGUCUCCCUCUUCUGAGGCCUCGCCGCGGUCCCCGGGGCCCGGGGAGCCCCUGCUGGCAUCCACACUGAGCCGGGCGCUGUCCAGCAGGCCCCCGCCGGCGGCAGCGAUCAAGGACCAGCCCGCGGCUGGCGCCCGGCGGCUGAGCGGCUCCAGGAGCAAUGCGGCUCAUGCCUUUCGCCGCGCAUCGACGCUGGCCGCGGUGCUGCGCCCGCCGCACCGAACGGCGUCAGCACCCACCGGGAGGCCGGCGCUGGCGACGGCCAGGAGGCCGUCAGUGAGGCGCAGCGCGAGCGCGCAGCUGGCGGGCGGGACGCAGCAGUAG
Messenger RNA from Ostreobium quekettii, 770 nucleotides. The record is from the annotation of a GenBank genome assembly. NCBI's taxonomy places the organism in Eukaryota, Viridiplantae, Chlorophyta, Ulvophyceae, Bryopsidales, Ostreobiaceae.